AUGGCGGCAUGCGCAAGGCGCGCAAAGCGCAUGGCGCCUUUCCUGCACCUCGCGGCCAACAACCAUGCGCUUCCCGUCACAACCCUGGCUCUCAACAGCAUGUCCCCACUGCUGGGCGGCAAGAGCGAGCGGGCUGUCGACGAUCACGCGCAGCAGCUUGCGCAGUACGCCGUUGGUGAGAUUGGUGCGAAGACGAACGUUGCUGAUCUGUCGCUGGUGCGCGUGUCCAAGUUGUCAACCCAGGUGGUGGCCGGUAUCAAGUACUACUUUGAGCUUGAGACCAAGGACAAGGCCGGGGCCACGCGCCAUUACGAGGCGCAGGUCUGGGAGAAGCCGGGUGGGUACGACAACGGGGCCAACGUGGAGCUGCUCAACUACAAGGAGGCCCCUCAGACCAACGGCAGCGUCGACAUGAGCGGCCACAGCGAGGAUUGGGCGGUCGCGGCGCAGUCUGCUGUGGCCCAGAUCAACAUGCGCUCCAACAGCCUCAUUCCCUACGAGCUGGUUGAGGUGAAGUCAUCCAGCGCCCUGGAGGGCGGCGCCGCCAACCUGGUGCUCCAGCUGAAGCGUGGGGACAAGCAUGAGGCCAUGAACGUGCAUGUCGAGCCCAGGGACGGCGGUCGCUUCGGCCUCGUCAACUUUGCGCCCGUCAAUUGA
Molecule: messenger RNA, 657 nt
Organism: Monoraphidium neglectum
Lineage: Eukaryota; Viridiplantae; Chlorophyta; Chlorophyceae; Sphaeropleales; Selenastraceae
Product: cysteine protease inhibitor, putative
Exons: 3
Coding region: 1-657 (218 amino acids)
Molecular function (GO): cysteine-type endopeptidase inhibitor activity
Source: RefSeq, a predicted model, not a curated record